This is a messenger RNA of Adelges cooleyi (spruce gall adelgid), 3427 nucleotides long. RefSeq lists its product as uncharacterized. The record is from RefSeq and is a predicted model, not a curated record. The transcript has 3 exons. Gene Ontology annotation, molecular function: protein binding. Bases 362 to 2668 code for a protein of 768 amino acids. NCBI's taxonomy places the organism in Eukaryota, Metazoa, Arthropoda, Insecta, Hemiptera, Adelgidae.
CCGCGCCACCUUCACCGCACCGCGUUUAACACACAAAUCGCCGUAUCACAAUACCGAACCGUUCACUAUCCAGCCGACGGUUGUGUCAGAUACUGUGUCCCUGUGCUAGUGUAAUAAUUACUUUGUUGUUGUUGUUCUGUUCGCAAAAAUAAACUCACUGUCGUUGUGCUUUUACAAUAAAUAAAUAAAAAAACGCAUUUUUUUUUUUUUAAGAGUUGUUGCGCGGUGCGGCGGACAGGUUGAAAACAAAAAUUCCGAAAUUUGUCCCCUGCGGCACCUUCGAACAAAACCGAUCCUCCACGAGUGUGCGGCACCAUCAUUAAUUGUACUGGGAGUUGCUCUUUGAGUGUCUAGUCGCACCAUGGCGACGCAUAAAUCUGUCAUCAUUUUUGUCGUCACUUUGUUAUUGGCAUACACUGUGUACAACACCAAUGCUAUUCUGUCGGAGCAGUUGGAUUGUCCGGAGGACUGCGAUUGCCAUUUUUUCCGGAUCAAUUGGGUGACCGACUGUUCGGAGAGCAAUCUUACCGGCAUCCCUCACGAUGGGCUCGACAGCAAUGUGUACAUUCUUAACAUGAACGGUAACCACCUGAAGGAAAUCGAACCGUUCCCAGCCGACCUCAAGCUCAGGACACUGACGUUGGCCGAGAACAUGCUGACCAAGAUCCACAAAACAACUUUUGCCGGCCUACACUAUUUGUUGGACAUCGAUCUCUCCUCCAAUCUGAUCAAUUACGUCGAUCCAGAAUCAUUUGUGGACAGUGCUGGGUUGAUUACAUUGGAGUUACAAGGGAAUCCGCUGGAACCAGUAGAAGGCCCAUUCUUGUAUUCAAAAUCGUUGUUGUACCUCUACCUGUCGAACUGUCACCUGUCCAAAUUAUCGCCUCACUUUUUCGCCAACAUCAGUGGCUUAGACAAACUGGAUCUGUCCGGCAAUCCACUUCAUAUCAUCGAGCCCGGCAUAUUCGAUCCUCUGACCAGCCUGAAACAUCUCAUACUCAAUAACUGCAACCUCACACAUAUUUCCAGCGUUGCGUUUUCCAGUCUUGGCCAUCUCACCGUUUUGGAAUUGGCCGGAAACAGUUUAAAAAGCCACGUCGACUGGACUCUAAUUCUGGGCAGUUUGGGCCGACUUGAACAUCUCGACCUAAGAGAGUCGGGCGUCUCGAAUUUACCCGAAAAUGUUUUCUCGAACAACACAUGGUUGAGGAGUUUAGUGUUGGCGGAAAACGAGUUGUCGGAUCUCGAUGUCGCUACGACUUUGGGUCACAAUUUAGUACACUUAGACUUCCUCGAUCUCAGUUACUGUCAUUUAAAAGGACCAUUAUCCGAAGACGCGUUUGCGAACGCUACAAAACUGCGGACGCUUAUUCUGUCUGGUAACCCUUUGUCUGCUGCCGACUUGGCAGUGGCUUUAUCGCCAUUGUUAAAGUUGGUGAAAUUGUCGUUGAGAGAUUGCGGCUUGACACGACUGCCGGCAAACACAUUCCACAAAUUCACCAGCUUGCAAGAACUGGAUAUAUCGAGAAACCCAUUGAACAACGCUUUCACAGCACUUUUAUCUCCGUUGGAGUCGCUGGAACAUUUGGACAUGGGCUACAGUAAUCUACAAAGAAUUUCCAGGACCACAUUCUUGAAAAUGUCUGCUUUGAAAACGCUUAUAUUGUCCGGAAACAAACUCAAGAGUCUCGAAUCGGGAUUGUUCCAAAAUCUCACUCGGUUGGAAGUAUUGGAAUUGAACAACUGUGGCUUGGCCCGCCUCAACGACACCGUGUUUUACGAUAACUUCACGUAUCCGGACCUUCAAGAAUUGAGACUGUCUGGAAAUCCUCUGCAAGUCCCUGAAGAAGGUCCUAUAUUACCGUUACAGUUGUCGGGAUUGAAAAAUUUAGACAUAAGCAAUUGCAAUUUGAGUAGGUUGCCCGUAGACGCUUUUGCGUCCACGCCCAACAUCACCGAACUCUUAUUGGGCGAUAACAAGCUCAGAAACGAAGAAGAGAACUCGAUGAAAUUCUUGGAACCCCUGUCAGGAUUGGAACAAUUGGACUUGAGUGCAAACAAUCUGUCUUCGAUCAAACCGGACAAAUUUACUUACAACCAUCAACUGAUGUCGUUAAAACUAGUCGGCAACCCGUGGAAGUGCGAUUGUUACGUGAUGGACAUGUGGGAAUGGGCUUCGGCAAUCAAAGGUAACAUUGGCGUGCUGGUUGGUUCGACAAAAUCCAUAGACACCAAUAUCAACAAUAAGAAAAAGAAGAGUUUGGUGUGCAACUUUGACCCGAAGACUUCGCCCAUCAAGGAAACAAAACUCAAGACGCUCAGAAAAGAUCCUAGCGUUCAACGCACCUGGGCUAGAUACGUGCGCGAAGCUAACUGUCCUCACAGCACGAUUUUGGCGAGACCAGCAAGGAUCGUUACCAGAGAAGUACAUGGCUAUCAGCAUCUAGAAGCUGAUGUGGGAAGCCAACAAAAAUGGCAGUCGGUCAAGCCCCUCUACUUGUGCGCAAUCAUUUUAUUGGUGUCUAUAGUGGGUAUUGUGUUAUUGAUGAAACGCAAAGAGAAAACAAUAAAAAUGGACAAAGACAUUUUGAGCAAUUCUGUUGAAGCCGAUGUUGUCCAAUCGUCCAAAAGCGCUGCCACCAACAUAUCUCGCAGGACAACCAAGUGACAGGUCGGCAGAACGGAUUAAACUUCCACUGUACGGUGUCACCGUUUUUAAAAUAAGAAUUUUUUUCUUCUUUUUAUUUUCGUUUUAGUAGCCAAGCACGUUUUUACCAUACCAAACAAAAAAACAAAAAUACCAUACGUAUAAGUCGAUUUAUGUAUUUUAUUUUAGAAAUUAAUCUUAACGUUAUGUUCUAAUUUUUUAUCCAAUAAUUUAUAAUUCAGUAUUUGAUUUCCUAGCAGAAAAGUUCCUAAAGUUCGGUAGUCGUUUGUCAGCGGUGUUGGACAAGUCAAUCAAAAGCAAUGUUUCUCACUUUUAUACUUUCAUUCCAAAUGCAAGGUCAAACAGUAGCAGGGUGUAUAAUAAUAUACUCACACUUUUUUUUUUUUGAAAGAACAAUAGACUACUAGUCGAGUGUCCAUGUUUCAUUGGUUUUUUUUUAUUUUUUAUGAUUUGGAUUGACUGAUCAAAUAUGUAUUAUAUAUGUUAUAGUUAUUAAGCUUUUCAUAUAAUCUUAUUGUGCACGCUCUCUGUAAAGCAACCGUCUCCGACCAUAGAUUGUGAUGCUAUUAGCCUUUGACAUUAAUGUUAUAACUAUGGCGUAAUGUAAACCUAUUUUUAUUUAUGAUAAAUAAUAACUAUAAUAUACAUUAUCAACCUAAUAUUUUAGUUAUGAGAAUUUAGUUAUAUUUAGCAAAUAAUUGGUCAUAUUAUUCUUGUUAUAAUAUUUGUAUAUCUAUUAAAAAUUAAAUUGCAUCUUAA